AUGGGACGCAGCUCGCUGGAAUGGGACACACUGGAGUACGAAUUGCAGCCGUGGGUGCGCUCGGCAAUCGAGACGCUCGGGUUCGAUAAGAUGACGCCCGUGCAGGCGUCGACGAUCCCGCUGUUCGCGGGGAACAAAGACGUUGUUGUUGAUGCGGAGACUGGGUCCGGUAAGACCGUCGCCUUUGUGGUGCCCAUCCUCGAGAAAAUCGUUCAGGAACAAGCAUUCCGUCUCAAGAGGGGCCACUUCCACUCGUUGAUCCUCACGCCGACAAGAGAAUUGGCAAAACAGAUCGAAACCGUGGUCCAGUCGUUUCUAGUACACUAUACCGAAGGAACACAGCAACCCAUUGGCUGCCAGUUGCUUGUGGGGACUAACGAACACAGUAUCAGGGACGACGUCAACGCGCUGUGCGAGAACAGGCCUCAGUUGCUCAUUGGUACUCCGGGGAGAGUGCUGGACCUGUUGCAGUCGCCCAAAGUGAAGACACAAUCCUGCUCCCUUGUGGUGCUCGACGAGGCGGACAGAUUGCUGGAUGCAAGUUUCGUGGGGGACAUCGAGAAAAUCCUCAAAGUACUACCAAAACAACGUAGAACUGGACUCUUCUCAGCGACUAUCUCCGCGGCUGGGGACACGAUCUUCAAAACAGGGCUAAGGAACCCAGUCAAGAUUAAAGUUAACGGCCGCGCAAUCAGUGCCGCUCCAGAGUCCCUCUCGAUCAACUACUGCACGGUCAAACCACAACUCAAAUUGCAACUGCUCAUCUCGCUGAUCAACAGGUUCAAGUUCAAGAAAUGUAUAGUGUACUUCCCGACUUGCAUCUCUGUCACCUUCUUUUACAGCUUCAUGAAUCACUUGCUCUCUAGGGGGGACAUCACACAAGACGUGAAACUGUUCUCCCUCCAUGGGAAACUGCAAACGAGUUCAAGGAUUAAGACACUCGACGCAUUUGCGUCACAUUUGGGGAGCGCGGUACUACUGACCACAGACGUUGCGGCCCGAGGGAUCGAUAUCCCGGACGUCGAACUCGUAGUGCAGCUCGACCCACCAACUGACACAGACCUCUUCUUACACAGAUGCGGUAGGACAGGAAGGGCCAACAGGAUUGGUAAAGCCGUCACGUUCCUCAACGAGGGCCGUGAGGAGGAUUUCGUAGGGUUCAUGGCCGUCAAGAACGUCGUGAUAGAGGAGGACGUCUCCCUGCAGGACCCGGAGAUAGAGGGACAAGCGCAGCAGUUCUACAAUACGUUUCUGCAGUGGAUCCUCGAGGACAGAGACAGAUUCGACUACGCGGUCAAGUCGUACGUCGCGUUCAUUAGGUACUACUCGAAACACGCGGCACACUCGAUCUUCAGACUGCAGAACUUCGAUUUCGUCGGACUUGCAAAGAUGUACGGCCUGUUCAGACUGCCCAGGAUGCCGGAAAUCACAAAGAAUCUGGCAAAUAAAGAGGAGGUCACCUUUGGUGACGGGUGGCUCAUGGAUCCACCACCUGUGGAUAUGGACACGUUCGCGUACAGGGACGCGAAGUUAGAACAGAAGAGAUUGGAGGAGUUGAAGAACCUUGCCAAAAUCAACGACAAGAAGAAGCUCAAAUUCGAACUUAAGAAGAAGAACGUUGCCUGGUCCAACAAAACGGACACGAAGGAGACCAAACAGGAGCGCAGGGAGAAAAUGUCCCGCAAGAGGAAAGCUAUCGAGGAGGAGUUGGCAAGACAGGGCUCUACAAGUGACAAAGACGACGACGACGAGAUCGACAAAGACUGGAAGGAGACGAUUUUGAAGAGGAAGAAGGGAGACCAGGGCAAGUCGAACGUGCAGGGGAGUUUCGACGACUUAUGA
This is a messenger RNA of Huiozyma naganishii CBS 8797, 1842 nucleotides long. It is a transcript of the gene SPB4, whose product is annotated as ATP-dependent RNA helicase SPB4. The transcript has a single exon. Bases 1 to 1842 code for a protein of 613 amino acids. Gene Ontology annotation, cellular component: nucleolus. The record is from RefSeq and is a predicted model, not a curated record. Gene Ontology annotation, molecular function: RNA helicase activity; nucleic acid binding; ATP binding. NCBI's taxonomy places the organism in Eukaryota, Fungi, Ascomycota, Saccharomycetes, Saccharomycetales, Saccharomycetaceae.